Messenger RNA from Ricinus communis (castor bean), 2049 nucleotides. RefSeq names its product putative ankyrin repeat protein RF_0381. Gene Ontology annotation, molecular function: protein phosphatase regulator activity; protein phosphatase 1 binding. NCBI's taxonomy places the organism in Eukaryota, Viridiplantae, Streptophyta, Magnoliopsida, Malpighiales, Euphorbiaceae. Gene Ontology annotation, cellular component: plasma membrane. The coding region runs from base 57 to 1907 and encodes 616 amino acids. The record is from RefSeq and is a predicted model, not a curated record. The transcript is spliced from 4 exons.
UGCUUAAAAAGAGGUGAACUCUGGUGAUAGCCAAUUCGGUUGAGAUUAUUGAACUGAUGGAUCCAAGCUUAUAUCAAGCCAUAACAUCUGGAGAUUUGAAUUGUUUUGACAAUUUAAUUGGGAAAAAUGCAAGUAAAUUAUUUCAGGUGACAGCUGACCAAGAAAAUACCAUUCUUCAUGUUGCGGCAAAACUUGAAACGCUCCAAGUAGCAGAGAGAGUAAUAGGUUUAUGUCCGUCGCUACUGCAUAAGCCUAACUACAAUGGUGAUUCUCCACUACAUAUCGCAGCGAGAUUAGGCCGUGUAAGAAUGUGUCGACUUCUUAUUAACUGUGCAGAUUUGUUAGAAGUUGAAGUGGAGAAGGAGCUACUCCGGAUGCAGAAUCUUGACCAUGAUACUGCUUUACAUGAUGCUGUGCGCAAUGGUCACUUUGAGACUGUGCGUUUGUUGAUACAGCAAGAUUCACAGCUCACUCGGGUUAUAAACAAAGCCGGAGAAUCGCCAUUAUUUCUUGCUGUGGAUAGGAGAUCUUAUGAGAUUUCGCAACAUAUUCUUCAAGCUGCUCCUGCAGUAUGCUCGUUUAAAGGAAGAAAUAGCAUGAAUGUCUUGCAUGCAGCAAUCAUUCGAGCGGAACUUGUUUUUAAGAGAAGAAAUAUGGUCGUCAACAUUCUUGCUCGCUGCCUGCUGCUUCACAAGUUCUGCAACUUCCAUUUUAGAAAUGUAUAUAUAUUUGACUCCAUUGGGACAGAUUUCAUGCAUGAGGUGAUGAGAAGAUGUCCUUCUGCAACUUUUGAAUGCGAUAUUGGUGGAUGGAUUCCUCUUCACUAUGCUGCAUCCUCAGGGAAUUCUGAAGUUAUUAACCUUUUGCUUCAUCAUGAUAUCUCCCUUGCUCAUGUGAAGGACCAAAAGGGCAGGACUGCAGUGCACAUUUCUGCAAAAGCUGGACAAGCAGAUGUUAUUCAAAAACUUAUAGAAACUUGUCCAGAUACUUUCGAGUUGUUGGAUGACAAAGGCCGAACAGUUCUUCAUUAUGCUGCAAAGAAAGGAAGAAUUGGACUGCUUGGAAUUUUGCUAAAGACCCUAGAUCUUGAUUAUCUGAUAAAUGCAAGAGAUAAUAAUGGAAACACGCCCUUUCAUCUGGCUGCAUUUAAAAGGCACUUUAAAAUCUUACGCAGGCUAGCAGAUGAUGGCAGAGUUGAUAAAGGGGCUAUGAAUAAUGCAGGCUUGACAGCCCUUGAUAUUGUUGAAUCAAGUACACUGCCUAAACAUCACAUCAAGGCUAGAAUUACGCGUAUACUGAUUAAAAGAGGUUCUCUGCGUAGUAUGGAACAAAGAGCCAUCGUAAAAAAUACUAAACAGAAAGCUAUUGAGGCGAAGAAACAAGGCCAAACACAAAAAGUAGAGAAUAAAGCACAGCCUGAAGAAAGUAAGUCACAGAGAGAUGUUAAGGAGAAGGGAAAAUAUAACUUAGUGGUAUCUACCAUCAUUGCAUCUAUCACCUUUUCAGCAAUAUGCAAUCUUCCUGGUGGGAACUACAGCGACAGCAAAGACAAUCAUCAGAUUGGCAAGGCAGUUUUGAGUGAUGACAAAUAUUUCAAAAGUUUCAUUAUCAGUAAUUCUACCGCAUUUGGUCUGGCAUUUACCUCAAUACUACUCCACUUUCUGGCUUCUGUUUCAGCGAAGCGGCGAGUUUACGUUUAUGCACGCUUGAUAAACAUUGCCUUUGUUUCGAAUUAUAUAUCUGCUCUCCUCAUUCUCUCUGCCUACAUUGCAGGAUCAAGAGCAGUGUUGCCUAAGUCUUUAGCAGAUGAUACCCUAACGCAAUCUGCCGUUGGUCUUCUCGUAUUUUGUUUUCUUUCCUGUUUACUAUAUGUAGGGAUCGAAAUUAUAUUUUUCUUUCAGUACUGAGUGUUAGAAAUUAUAAUUGCCACUCUGCUGUUGUAUAUGUUUAUGUUGAGAACUUCAAGUGCUCAACACUUUUUAUAUGCUAUUUCACUCUUACCAACAUGACAAGUCUGUAAUAAAGAUAAUCAUCAAGUUGGCGAGGCUA